Paramacrobiotus metropolitanus is the source of this 1338-nucleotide messenger RNA. RefSeq lists its product as uncharacterized. The record is from RefSeq and is a predicted model, not a curated record. The coding region runs from base 331 to 1323 and encodes 330 amino acids. The transcript has 6 exons. NCBI's taxonomy places the organism in Eukaryota, Metazoa, Tardigrada, Eutardigrada, Parachela, Macrobiotidae.
UGUAUAUAUACAGUUCAGCUGACAGAAAAUACGAUUAUGAACCUAUGAAGAUUUUUCUUUGUAGUAAAUAGUAUAAAACAGUUUGGAAUUAAUUUUGUAGCAACUAUAUCUUGGUCGCCACGUUUGUAGUUUGUUCGUGCGUCACAUAGCAGCGGGAAUAUGACACAGAUCUUUAUAUAUUAUAAGGCGCAAAAAUUCGUUAACAAGCUUCCUCAUUUGCAGCACUUGUAAUUCCGCAGUUCUUUUGAACAUUAAGUACUGUAUCUGAGUGGAUGCAGAGUGGCGAGAAGCAGGAGUGUUUCUGCUGUUUGUUUUCUGUUGCAUUUAGAAAUGAAUAUCCUUACGGCGCACUUGUUGAAUAAUGUCAUAGCCGUGUUUAUGCUCGCACCGUUAGUUAUUCUGUACUGGCGUGGUGGAUUUAUGAUAUUACAAAUCUACAACACAUUUCAUACUUACAAGUAUUUGGCUGCUUUUCUGGAGAUAGCAGCAGGGAUUGCGGGUGGACUGAUGUUCAGCUACACGCAGGUUUGGAUGGGGAAAACUAGCAACAGGAUUCGAUCACCUGUUGCACAGCUGAUCAUUCGCAGAUGGUACAGCUACUUCUUUGCGUGGUGUGUUGUAUGCGAAUGGAAAGGUGUUUGGAGAUUGUGGGAUGUGGUGGAUGCGAUAUCCGGGUGGGAGACUGCAUUGUAUUCCUUACUGGUUGGUUUGGUGCCUUUGUUGUUAACCCGCUGCUUUCGUAACACUCUCGCGCCUCCUCUGGCAACCGUUUCCGAUCUGACUGAAACGUUCUUCCUGAUACCAACCAGAUUCCGCACAAAGCGCACUAGUCGCAUUGCGCACUUUCUGGAUAACAUCUUUUCCAUGGGCAUCGUAAUUCCUCUGAUUACCAGUACAUGGCGCGGCGUGUGGUAUUUACUGGACUGGCUGAUCGUCUUUCCUGCGGAUGUGGUGGCGCCGGAAAGACAACUGUUCUGGUCGUACAUGAUCUCCACUCUAUCCGGAUUCGCAAUCGCUGUGAUUGCUGUUCUGCUACAAAAACCAUCUUCCGUAAUUUCUGCUUAUCUGGAGCAACAAGGACGAUGGUUAAGCAAAAUCGUAUUCGAAGACAUCCUAAUGGCGGUAGCCACAUUCGCCAGUAUUGACCUGUGGAGAGGAGUGUGGGGGCUGUAUGACGAAUACUUUUUCCCAUGGGAUAUUGUGACCUCAGCCUGGUUAAGUCACAUCUUCGGCUUCUUUGGAUUGGCGCUUAUGUUCCACUCUAACUCGGCUGUGAUGAAAGGGUUCCAGUACGAUGGAGAACAUUCUGAUGGAGGUAAAUAAUCGAUUAUGAAUAAA